Molecule: messenger RNA, 2822 nt
Organism: Oncorhynchus keta (chum salmon)
Lineage: Eukaryota; Metazoa; Chordata; Actinopteri; Salmoniformes; Salmonidae
Product: N(G),N(G)-dimethylarginine dimethylaminohydrolase 2-like
Exons: 6
Coding region: 1854-2732 (292 amino acids)
Biological process (GO): positive regulation of nitric oxide biosynthetic process; arginine metabolic process
Molecular function (GO): amino acid binding; dimethylargininase activity
Source: RefSeq, a predicted model, not a curated record
AAUGACGAAGAAAGAGACAGAAAUAAAUAAUUGCAGUAAGAGUAGCGCAAGAGGAAGACCAGAAGACGAAGUAAAGAGAGGCAGAGAAAGUAACUGCAUUAUCCAUAACUCCCUAUAGAGUGCCCUGAGGUGGGCAAGGAGGGUAAGUCAAGUGACAGGAGUCUUGUGAUAGGGGUGGGAUCAGGCCGGAUAAACAGUUUACCAGGCAUUAAGCACACCACACACAGCCAGCCUUCCUGAAACCCAUUAGAUAGGCUAGGGUCAAGUUCAUACAUCACAGAACGGAAGAAAACAGAGUGAAACAGAGAAGAACUACAUGAACUUGUCCAAUAAGAACUGCUUGUUUUUCAUUUUCUGUUAAAAAAUAUGUUUUGCUAUGGGGAAGGGAGGAUUGGCUGGUUGGCCUAUUCUAGUGCUGGUAUGUAGAGUACAGAUCCUUCACUGUAUUUCAAUUGGAUUUUUGUGUGGGCUGGAGUUGGGCUGACAGAUGGUGUUCUUUUGUUAAUCCUGUGUUUGUGUGUGCGUGUGUGUCUGUCUGUCUGUCUCUCUCUCUCUCGCUCUCUCUCUCUCUCUCUCUCUCUCUCUCUCUCUCUCUCUCUCACGUCAUCAAAUGAACUUCCAAGCUUAUUUUCUGACUCCCAAUCAAAUCUGCAGUGGACUGUUUUGACAUUUUUGACUGCAGUAACAUAUGCCAGUCGCUAGACGGGAACAUUGCACUGCCCUGCCCUGUCUGCAGGUCAAACACGCCAUCUGUCACUAGUGGGUCUGUUUCUGUGUUUACCAUUUCACCAGAGAUGAAUGUCUCAAAUGUGAGACUGAGUAAUGCUCAACAUUUGUAGGACGAACCUCUCGAGUGUGAUAAACCACCGGCAUCUUAAUUUAUCAAGACAAACAGACACUUUGACAAACUAUGUUGUGUGACUCCGUCAUAUCUCUUUCUCUUGGACCCGUUGCACAGAUAUAUGACCCAUAUUGCAGAAAAGCCCGGAUUAUUUUUCACAGACAAAGACUAGAGGCCAACCACACACACACACACAAUCAUUGAAUAGUCAAAUGUAUUGCGUCUGUAAAAAAAAAGUGAUGAAAGUUUGGGAAUUAAUAAUGUGGCCAAUUUAAUCUGAUGAGCGCACGAUAAGAAAAUAGCAUUGCAAAUGUAUAUAACUGUUCACGUUUAUAUUAUGUAGAAUGGGCGGGUACAAAUUAGACGAGGGUGUUGGGGGUUGUCACACUUGGAAACAAUGGAUCAGGGGGAAAAUAUGAAUAAAAUCAUCUCUCCGAUGACCACUUGAAAUCAAUCUUUGUUACUAUGACUUCUGCAUAGAAAGAGUUUACGUUAGAAGCAACAUUUCAACGGGUUUGGGCAACAUUUUAUAAAGAGAUUAGCUGUUAAACCUAGGCCUACUUUAUUAAAGUGACAGAAGUCAGAAUCAUUUGCGAGUUGAAAUCCGGUGGGUGAAUUCUAUUCGAUCUGCACUUUCAUACAAGACAGCAAUCAGACUGAAACUCCCCAUAUUUACCUCCGUGGAUCAAUGCGGUGGGUAUUGGAGUGGCUGAUCACUGAAGUGGAAGAACAAGGAUGACUUUCUCCUGUGUGUUUUCCUGCCUGGUUGACAGACACCCCAUAGAGUUGCUGCUUCUCUCCAUCACAUCCCUUUAGUGUCCAGCUGGUCUUGCCAUCACACCUCGCAGCUUCUCAAACAGUUGGGAACACAAUCUGACAAGAACUCUCACCCUCUCUCUCCCACUCAUCUAGUGGCACACACACACUUUCACUGUUCUGUCUUGUAGUGGCUGAACACCACUACUAGCCCAUAGCCAGGGUACUCCCACACCUGCACACGCACACACACAUUAUGGCAAGCGUGUUGCCGUACGGCCGCUUCACUCACGCCGUGGUGCGGGGCAUCCCAGAGACCUUUGGGAAGGUUGAAGACGAGAAAAACAACAAGGUCGAAAACGGGGAAACCACGAUGGACCUGGCCAAAGCACAGCGACAGUUUGGGGUGCUGACAGGGGCGCUGAGACAGAAGGUGGGGCUGCAGCUCAUAGAGAUCCCUGCAGACCCAGAGCUACCAGAGAGCUGGAGGAUAGAGGAUGUAGCUGUGAUACAGGGAGACACGGCACUCAUCACCAGGCCUUUCAAACAGCAGAGACGCAGUGAGACUGAAGCGGUGAGGAGGGUGAUGUCAGAGCUCAACCUGACAGUGGUGGAGAUGGGGGCAGAGGAGGGGGGCUCCGCAGGGGCCACGCUGGAGGGCAGUGACGUGCUCUUCACUGGCAGGGAGUUCUUUGUGGGAAUCUCCUCCCACACCAACUACAGAGGAGCUGAGGUUCUGGCCGACACUUUCAGAGACUUUGCUGUGUCCACGGUGCCAGUGUGUGGGGGAGCUCGUCUAAAGAACAUCUGCUCUAUGGGAGGUCCUGAUACUAUCAUCAUCAGCAACAGUGAUGGGGCCAAGAAGACCCUCCGGAUGAUGGAGCAGCUGACUGAUCACCACUACGAAGUGCUCACGGUCCCUGAGGGUGCAGCAGCUAACUGUGUCUACGUCAGGGGCCCCUCCAAAGUGGACUACCUGCUUCACCCGCCCACUGAAGAGUGUCCCGAAAGUUUUCCUGCCUUCCAGAAGCUGACGGACUACACCCUCCUCCCCACAGCGUGCAGUGAGGCCUCCAAGCUCGGAGGGUCUCUGACUUCAUUCUGCCUACUUAUCAACAGGAAGACAUACUACUAAAUUCCCUGCCCUUCUCCCAUAGAAGACACAUAGACCUUCAUUGACUAUAUUUAAAUACAAAUGUGGACAUUACAAAGACAUCAACUGUUG